Rhea pennata is the source of this 2282-nucleotide messenger RNA. RefSeq names its product small nuclear ribonucleoprotein 13 (gene SNU13). Lineage: Eukaryota; Metazoa; Chordata; Aves; Rheiformes; Rheidae. Gene Ontology annotation, cellular component: precatalytic spliceosome; box C/D methylation guide snoRNP complex; small-subunit processome. The record is from RefSeq and is a predicted model, not a curated record. The coding region runs from base 106 to 492 and encodes 128 amino acids. Gene Ontology annotation, biological process: ribosome biogenesis; maturation of LSU-rRNA; maturation of SSU-rRNA. The transcript has 3 exons. Gene Ontology annotation, molecular function: RNA binding.
CGUUUGUCCUGCGCCCGCCCGCGCGCCCGCCCGCCCGCCGCCUCCUCUUCCCCCUCCGUGAAGCUUGCGGGCCGAGAGGACCGACCGAGCGGGCGCGGCGCGGCCAUGAGUGAGGCAGAAGUGAACCCCAAAGCUUACCCACUGGCUGAUGCACAGCUCACCAAAACACUACUGGAUCUUGUGCAGCAAUCCUGCAACUAUAAGCAGUUACGUAAGGGAGCCAAUGAAGCCACCAAAACACUGAACAGAGGAAUAGCAGAAUUCAUUGUGAUGGCAGCAGAUGCUGAGCCCUUGGAGAUCAUCCUACAUCUCCCUCUUCUCUGUGAGGACAAGAAUGUGCCCUACGUCUUUGUGCGCUCCAAGCAGGCCCUGGGCCGGGCAUGUGGUGUCUCCCGGCCUGUCAUUGCCUGUUCGAUCACCAUCAAGGAGGGAUCGCAGCUAAAGCCUCAGAUCCAGUCUGUCCAGCAAGCUAUAGAAAGACUGUUGGUCUAAAUGCCCAUGAGUUUAAGUUUAUGUGGAAUAGGACAAGUUGCAGUUGGGGGAAAUAAUAUUUAGCUGUAGUUGAUGAGGUAAUAGUUUUGAUACCAAUGUUUCAUCUUAAAAUAUCUUUUUUGUUUUGUUUAAUAGUGACUUAACUCUGAAAGUGUUUCUGCCUCUCCCUUCCCUUUUUCCUCUUAUUUUUCCACUCCAACAGUCAUUCUCAUUGUAUUACUUCUUGAAAAGUGAUUGUACAGCUGUAUUUCCUGUUUGAUGUUUGUUUAAAAGGAGGAAGAAAAACCCCACCACCACCACCUUUAUCUUCAUGUCUGCCUGCUCAAGGCUAAAACCUACCCAUUAGCUUUCUUUGUGCUACAGUUUUCUGCUAAGUGUUCAGCUAACGAAUGUAGAUUUGCAGCACACCUUGUGUGGGUAGACUGCUGGAGGUGCUGCUUUAAAGUGAUGAAGCAGUGUAGCCCGCGUAUAAGGCAGACGGUGGCUACUGUGUAGCAGUGGAUGGAGCCAAGACCAAGCCAGUACACACAGCACAACCUUUUUUCUUCUUGAAACCAGACAAGGGACUUCCGAAGAGGUGUAUGGGGAGCAGAAACCUCAUGGCAAUGCACGAGUGGAGAUCUCUGAUCUUGCUUUUGUUUUUAAAUACUGAUUUUUUAAGAAAAAUUAAAUUGCUGACAAAGGUGAAUACAGGAAUUGUCAUACUCUGGGAGGCAUUUGCUUUAAGUGAAGUGUUAGUGUUUGCUAAAUUAAACUGAUCAGAGAUUGGCUAAAGGCUACUACAGUGUAGUGUUCAUGCUUCAGUUUUUGUGUGUGUGCGGAGUGCAUCAAUGAGCUGCAAAGUUUGGGUUUCGUAGCUUAUUUAAAUAAGUAAUAAAACACAUGGUAGGAAGUAGCCUGCUGUGGCUCCUAAAUAGCACUGUACACCUGGCCAAUACCUUUGAAAAGGAUCUAAUGUUUUUAGAAAAGCUACUGCAAUAUGGUCAUAUGACUGAAAAUCUGCCCUUCAAGCCAUAGCCAACACAGUAGAAAAUGCCAUUUUUCAGAUGAAACAGCUUACAACACGAGAAUGACAGAUAACCCUAUGUUCCAGAAAAGCAUGAAGCACCACUAGCAUUUUGGAUUAAUGGUAGCUUUAUGAAGUUAGCUUUAGUUGAAUACAUGCUGUAUUUAACUGUCCAGUUACUCUUUCCAGCUAAAGAGCCUAAAAUAUCUGCACUGGAGGUCAUGCCAAACAUCCCUCUUCUGUUGUAGGAAGUCUGGACUUUAUCUGUUGAAGCUUCUACAGAGUCUUCUGUCUCUUCCUACAGGACUACUCAGCUGUACUCUAUGUGGGCCUCCCAACGUUUGCAAAGUAGAAAGCAAAACUAGAGUGGGAAGAAUUGUGUAGUGAACCCCAGUAGGUAUGGUAACAGCAUGGAAAAUAAAUUUCUCCUGUAACGUUUCCACAGACGCACCAACUGCUUACCUAUAGUAAAUAUCUUAAGCAGAUGAAAUCAGUUCAUGAAAGACUGAAGACAACUUACAUUUGUAUUUUAUAUUUUCAUAAAUGUCUGAUACUAGUAAUAUCCUUGCUGAGAUGAACUUAAGUCACUAAAAAGAUUGAGUCGUUUCCUUUCUAUGUAUGUUAGCAGAACUGCUGUUCCCUCUUAAGGAUGCUGAUUGUUGGGCUAGUUGUGUUCAAAACCAGAACCCUGCAAAGGAUUUGCCCCAGCAAUAAUGUGCCAAAAAAGCAUGUGUAAGACAAAGCACAUGAGCAGCAGAAAUAAAGGAUUCUUGAGCAAGAAAAA